Messenger RNA from Acomys russatus (golden spiny mouse), 1008 nucleotides. It is a transcript of the gene Mrpl46, whose product is annotated as mitochondrial ribosomal protein L46. The transcript has 5 exons. Gene Ontology annotation, molecular function: structural constituent of ribosome. The record is from RefSeq and is a predicted model, not a curated record. NCBI's taxonomy places the organism in Eukaryota, Metazoa, Chordata, Mammalia, Rodentia, Muridae. Gene Ontology annotation, cellular component: mitochondrial large ribosomal subunit. The coding region runs from base 16 to 852 and encodes 278 amino acids.
UGGGAAGACAGAAAGAUGGCGGCGCCCGUAGGGCGUACUCUGCUAGGGCUGGCUAAAGGCUGGCGGCGGCUUGACAGGUUCUGGGCAAAUAGCCCGAGUUCUCGCUGUCUAUCCCUUGAGGCCAAACCCUCAAGCAGUCGGUCUCCAUGGCGCUUGCUGGGCGCCUUGUGUCUGCAGCGGCCUCCGCUGAUCACCAAGCCGCUCACCCCAUUGCAGGAAGAGAUGGCGGGUCUGCUGCAGCAGGUAGAGAUAGAGAGAAGCCUGUAUUCAGACCACGAGCUCCGCGCUCUCGAUGAAGCUCAGCGGCUGGCGAAGAAGAAAGCCGACCUUUAUGAUGAUGAGCAGGAUGAGGGCAUUACGCUUGUGCAGGAUUUAGAAGAUAUGUGGGAGCAGGCGUUCCUACAGUUCAAACCUGGAGCCCGAGUGACAGAAGCUGAUAAGAAAAAUGACAGGACCUCCUUGCACCGUAAGCUAGACAGGAACCUUGUCCUCUUGGUCAGAGAGAAGCUUGGAGACCAAGAUGUUUGGAUGCUCCCUCAAGUAGAGUGGCAGCCCGGGGAGACCCUUCGAGGGACAGCUGAGCGGGCCUUGACUACACUCUCAGAAAACAACAUGGAAGCCAAGUUCCUAGGGAAUGCACCUUGUGGCCACUACAAAUUCAAGCUCCCCAAGGCAAUGCGGACAGAGACUGACCUUGGGGUCAAAGUCUUCUUCUUCAAAGCUAUGUUGCUCACUGGAGACUUCGUGCAGGCCAAGAAGGGCCACCAUGUGUGGGCCAGUAAGGACGAGCUGGGUGACUAUCUGCAGCCCAAGUACCUGGCUCAGGUCAGGCGAUUUCUCCUGGACCUCUGAUGGCCUCAGGGAAGGUAGUUUCCCCUGGACCUCUGAUGGCUUCAAGUUGGGUCAGCUUCUCCUGGGCCUUUGAUGGCAUCAGGUCGGGCAGUUUCUCCUGACUUCUGAUGGCCUCGGCUGCCUGUGGAUGAUGCUCACUAGUCAACUGUUAGGACC